GGCACCCGUGCCUGAUGUGUUGAAAGCAUGAUUGUGUACCUUAACCUAACUUUUUAUGUAUAAACAUUAUUUUUGAUUUCUAAUGAAGCGGAAGGAUGGCGCACAGUAAGAUAUUUGUAAAGAAUCGUGCGUUAGGAUAUGUCAGUAAUCAUAUUCCUUUAGUGACGAGAUAUAUUGAUCGACGGAAAGAGAAUCUUAUAGUAACAUGUGUGGGUAAUUCGUUUAACACGUACGGCUGUACACAUUUCGCACUGCUUAGUGUGUCAGGAACACAUCCAGGUGAAAUUACAUCUUUAUCAGCGGACAGAUAUCAUAUUUAUACAGCAUGUGAAAAUCUCAUAUAUGCCUGGCGGAGAGGAACAGAGUUGAAGCACACUUACACAGGACACGAAUGUACGGUGCAUAGUCUAUUACCUUUUGGAACACAUUUAAUAUCUGUUGACGAUGAUAGUAAUGUUAAAGUAUGGAAUAUUAAAUCUGAAGAGCUUCUUAUACAGCUGAACUUCAGCAAUGAUGUAUUUAAGAUAACCACAAUGGUUCAUCCCAAUACUUACAUGAAUAAAAUAUUAUUUGGCAGCGAGCAAGGCCAAAUGCAGCUAUGGAACUUAAAUAUUGCAAAAUCUAUUUAUAUAUUUAAUGGUUGGAAGACACCUAUAACUGCAUUAGAACAAGCUCCUGCCAUUGACGUUGUAGCUGUGGGUUUGAGGGAUGGAAGGAUCAUUUUACACAAUCUAAAAUACGAUGAAAGUCUUUUUGAAUUGAUACAGGAUUGGGGUGCUGUUAUAUCCAUUUCUUUUCGCACUGAUGGUCAUCCAAUUAUGGCUACAGGAAGCUUAGAAGGUCAUAUUGUAUUUUGGAAUUUGGAACAGAAGAAAGUAGAAAGUCAACUUUAUAAGGCUCAUUUUGGAGCAGUCACUGGUUUAAAAUAUUUAUCAAAUGAACCAUUAUUGGUAUCAUCAUCACCUGAUAAUUCUUUGAAAUUAUGGAUAUUUGAUUUAGCUGAUGGUGCUGGUAGACUUUUGAGAAUUAGAGAAGCUCAUGCUGAACCCCCUACUUUAGUCCGUUUUUAUGGUGGAGGCAAGAAUAUAUUAACAGCUGGAAGUGACUCUUCCUUAAGAAUAUUUUCCACAAUUACGGAAACACUGAACAAAAGUUUGGGAAGAGCUUCAUUUAACAGGAAAGCUUCAAAGAGGAAAGGAAGAACUGUUGAUGAUCCUUUGAUAAUGCCUCCAAUAACUACAUUUGCUGCAGAAACAACAAGAGAAAAAGAAUGGGAUAAUAUUGCUGCAACCCACUCUGGUUUGGGUACAGUUACUACAUGGUCCUUCUGUCUAGCAAAAAUGGGAAAACACAAGUUGUUUCCAGAAAAAUUUAAGGCCAACCGUAAUGUAUUUGCAACAACUGUGUGCUUGACACAUUGUGGAAACUUUGUUAUCAUUGGUUACAAUACAGGUCAUGUAGAAAAGUUUAAUAUGCAAUCAGGAAUACACAGAGGCACUUACGGAGAUGAUACAGGGGCCCAUAAAGGUCCUGUAAAAGGUGUAAUGGUUGAUCCUUUGAACCAGACUGUGAUUACUGCUGGCAGAGAUUGUUUCAUAAAAUUUUGGGAUUUUAAACCACAGAAAGAACCAAAAAUAAAAGUAGAAAUGGAAGAACCAAUUGAAUGGUUAAGAUAUCAUGACGACAGCUCUCUUGUAGCCAUCGCUUUAGAAGAUUUUAGCAUUGUGUUAAUAGAUCUUGAUACAAGAAAGAUUGUACGUCGUUUCGAGGGACAUGAAGGACGAUUAACGGACGCAUCUUUUAGUCCAGAUUCAAGAUGGCUAGUAACAGCAUCUAUGGAUUGUACAAUCCGUGUAUGGGAUAUUCCAUCUUCAAAUCUAAUAGAUAUUUUUCAGGUUCCAGAAGCGUGUACGUCGCUAGACUUUUCUCCAACUGGAGAAAUGCUUAUUACAACACAUGUAUGCAACCUUGGGAUAUAUUUGUGGUCAAAUCGUACCCUUUACACUUAUGUCUCAUUGAAAGCUAUAAAUAAAGACGAUCCUAUCCCAAUGAUUGGUCUUCCUGGUUCGGCUGCAGAAACAUGUGAUAUCCAGGAAGAUGAACUUGUCGACUCGGAACCAACAUACGUUUCCCCAGAUCAACUUCAAGACGACCUUAUCACGAUGUCUGGUUUUGCCAAUUCAAGAUGGCAAAACCUAUUAAAUAUAGAUCUCGUGAGAAAGCGAAAUAAACCAAUACAAGCACCUGAAGCGCCGGAAGCUGCUCCAUUCUUUUUGCCAACAAUUCCAUCAUUGAAUUUGAAAUUUGAUUUUUCGGAUGUUAAUAAUACAGAGACAAAUAAAAAGAUAAUCACUCAUCCGGAUUUACAGAAUCUAACUAUUUUUAGUAAAGCUCUCUUAGCCGCCAAGGAAAACGAAUUUGAAGAAAUUAUUGAAAAAUUGAAAUACAUGAGUCCAACUUCUAUUGACUUUGAAAUUCAGUCGCUUUCAGUGGAUCAGCAGACAACAGAUACCUUAUUACUUCAGUUUAUGAAAAUGGUGCAUUGUAUGAUGGAAAAGAAGACAGACUUUGAAUUAGCACAAGCGUACUUGUCUGUGUUUUUGAAGUGGCAUGGGACUACGAUAACAGAAACCGAAUCGUUAAGAAAUUAUUUGACGACGUUACAGGAAGUACAAUCUAAAAAUUGGUUUCUAUUACGAGAUAAAUUGUUCUAUAAUCUUAGCGUUGUUCAAGCCUUAAAAAAGAUGUAACAUAAUAUUAAAUAGCAAACUGAAUUAUGACUAUAUAUUUUCGAAUGAGAAUAUAAUCUCUUUUUUAAAUACACUAUGAAAAAAGAACGCUGAUUAUUUAGAAAAUAUUCAAUUUAUUGCAGCAUUUUACGAACAAUAAGAUAUAUUAUCACACACAGAAAGUACUUCAUUACAUACUUAUAGUUAGUUUUUAUACAAGUUGAAUGAUUCCACUCAGUGAGCGUAAAUGUAUUUGUAAAGACUGCAAUGAUAAAUAUAACUUAUGUAUAUAAAUAUAACAAUUACAAAAAUAUUUUUAAGACUUUGUAACUAUUUUGGAGUAUGAUAAUAUUUACAUUAUAGUUUAUUCAAUUUUAGACUACAAAACUUAUUCUCUAUAUGCAAGGAAAUUAUGCAAUUGUUCCAUUGUUGGUGAAUCUAAUGCCAAAUCUUCAAUAUAAGCUUCAAAAUGUAUAACAACUCUGUAGAUACUUCGUUUUGUAGUGGCACAUAAAGAUUGAAAGAUUUGUUUAAUAAAUUUAUCAUCUCCUUGUUUCUUUGCCAUAAUAUUUGA
Molecule: messenger RNA, 3303 nt
Organism: Nomia melanderi (Alkali bee)
Lineage: Eukaryota; Metazoa; Arthropoda; Insecta; Hymenoptera; Halictidae
Product: WD repeat-containing protein 36
Biological process (GO): rRNA processing
Cellular component (GO): small-subunit processome; Pwp2p-containing subcomplex of 90S preribosome
Molecular function (GO): protein binding
Source: RefSeq, a predicted model, not a curated record